Protopolystoma xenopodis is the source of this 543-nucleotide messenger RNA. The record is from the annotation of a GenBank genome assembly. NCBI's taxonomy places the organism in Eukaryota, Metazoa, Platyhelminthes, Monogenea, Polystomatidea, Polystomatidae.
AUGCAGGACGAUUCGGCCUGCCCUGUGCUCACCCCACAAAUUGGAGUCUACCCGUCUGAUAGUGAAACUAAUCCAGAAUCAUUUAAUAUGGCUUUGAUGGAUCAGCCACAGUGGAGUCCAUUACCCGAUGGAGGAUUUGAAGUUAUUGACACUCUUCCUAAAAAAGAAUAUUAUAUGAGCUUGCGAAGAAUUGAUGGAAAUGGCACACUUGGAAAUAUCAAUCGCUUAGGGAGUAUCACUGGUGGAUCAGCUCUAGGCACUGGCGCUCUCAUGUCUCCUUCUAUGCCUGGAGCAUCUUCUAGCCCUCUUGUUCAAAUGAACAAGGACACUUUGCAUUCUCAUUCACAUCUUGGACGUUCGCAAGCUUCAGCAUUAGAUUUUAAACCUUCUGGCAAAAUGGUAGAUUGUACUGUAGUAAUGUUGGAUGGCUCGGAGCAAAAAAAGGCCUUUGGUCAGCAAUUGUUUGAUUAUGUAUGCAGCUCACUCAGUCUUAUUGAAACUGAAUUUUUUGGCAUCACAUAUCGCGACAAAACAAAUACCUGG